AUGACUGAUAUCGAAAACCAACAACCAACUGAUGGUCAAGCACCUCACAAGAUGCCAUCAUCAAACGAUUAUCUAUCAAACGAAUAUCCAUCUUCAGAUAACGAACCUUUUUAUAACGGCGAUCCUCAGUCACCACAAUAUCUGAACAAUGAAUACUACUUGCCACAGACUCCUCAAACCCAAUCUACAAAUAAACCAAUAGAGCCAACAUCAAUUCAUGAUCUUUAUGCGAGAUCCAAUUUUAAUGAAGAUAUUUCUGCAUGGAACACCAUCAUGAAUGAACCAUCAGAACAUUCCGAUUUUUGGAUUACACCAGAAGCACUUACAAACUUUUCUCAGAAUGCCACUCAAUUGAAAAAACACAACUCAUUUUUGUGGGCUAUUCCGUUCAUCUUGAAUUGUCUUGCUUUAAUAGGUCUCUUCUUCAAUUUCAUCAGAUAUCAUCUGGAUUAUAUGAAAUAUGGUAUCAAUGUUGCCGUUCCAACCAUCAUUUGUUAUUGGAUUUCGCUUGCCUUCGUUGUCAUGUUGGUUAUAGAACAAUGUUUUCCUACAAUCACAGUACGCUUUGGUAUCUUUAUUAACUUAAUUAUCCAUUUAAUUGGAUAUUUCCUCAAAUUCAAAGGUUUUUGGGAGUACAUCUUCGUAUGGCUAACAUUUUUAGUUUUGGGACUCUUCUUCUACUUGAUUACAAGCGGACGCGCAGAAUAUGAUAUCUUCAUGGCAAGACUCAUCAGGAGGAAAGUCUAUCAGACUGGAAAUUAUAUCUUUCUUAUCUUUAUUGUUCUAGUUAUUAUGUGUUGCGCAAUAUGUUUCCCAGUGUAUGAUUCUUGGACCUGGUUUAAUAGUGUUAACUGGAUUUACCAAGCAUACUUAACCAUUUCCUUCUACAACAUUGUCUGUGUCUUCGGAAACUGCACUUACAUGUCUUCUUCAUACAUGGCAGCGAAAUGGUACUUAACAGGCGAGAAAAUCGGCGCAAAAGACGUAUCAAAAGGUUUACGUACUGGAUUUAUCGAUAACAUAGGUGUUGCCUGCAAGAUGUCUUAUUUACUUCCGAUUUUGGAAUUUGUUAAUGCAAUUUCAAGGUAUUCGCCACAAUUAACAGUUUAUCAUAUCAAAGACAAAUAUCCAUUGUUCGCAAAACACUACUGCGCCGUUUGUGGACCAAUUGUCAGACUAUUCAAAAAAUUGGCCAAAUUUGAAAUGAAACUCUUAGGUUAUCCACAGAGGAGAGCAAUGACAUAUUGCGCAAUAUACGGAAUUCCAUAUGAAGAGGCCGUACACCGCUAUUAUGAAAUUCAAUCUACAAAAGGAGCUCCUUUGGUCGACGAUGCUUUCAUGUUUGACACACAACUUAUCUUCAAGCAAUUCUCAUUCGGAAUGGUCGCUUUCUACUUCGAAAGGUUUGCCAGAAGGGUUAAAUAUGGGGCUUUUCCCGGACUCAAUGACGCAUUAGCGUUAUUCUAUGUUUUCGCAGUCUAUUAUUCAUUCAGAUGUAUUACAAGAGGAUUCUUGGAAACAGUUUUCGUUUUAUUCGGCGAACUUCCAGAGAAGGCGAAUAAUAUUGAUCCAGAUUUAUUCGAUACAUUGAAAGAAAUGUUCGAAACAUCUCUUAAAGCAAGAAAUGAUGACACUGACAUCAAAUCUGAUGAAGUGUAG
Molecule: messenger RNA, 1659 nt
Organism: Trichomonas vaginalis G3
Lineage: Eukaryota; Parabasalia; Trichomonadida; Trichomonadidae
Product: choline transporter-like (SLC family 44) family
Exons: 1
Coding region: 1-1659 (552 amino acids)
Biological process (GO): transmembrane transport
Cellular component (GO): membrane
Molecular function (GO): transmembrane transporter activity
Source: RefSeq, a predicted model, not a curated record